Molecule: messenger RNA, 408 nt
Organism: Triticum turgidum subsp. durum (durum wheat)
Lineage: Eukaryota; Viridiplantae; Streptophyta; Magnoliopsida; Poales; Poaceae
Source: the annotation of a GenBank genome assembly
AUGGCGCGAGUCAAGAACAUUGCGGCGACACUGAUCCUUGCCAUCAUCAUGGUGGCAAUUGCAUCAUUGCCUAUCACAAGCGCCGUCAUCGCCAUCGACAAUUCCAACGUUGCCGACGAUGCCGCCUUGGCCGAGCUAACAACCAUCAUCAAGAAGGCCCUAGAUGGGGUCAUCGCCGCCGCCCCACCAUCCAAAAUGACGGAAGUAAAAUAUGAUGUGUUGGAGCAUGAAUUCACCGCUACGUCCGUGCUGCACAAGGCCAAGGGAGACAAGGAGAAAUUAGCUAAAUAUAUCAAGGCCUACAAGAUCGCCGCUAAGCUAGUCACUGCCGCGAAACCCGAGUCCAAGUUCAGAAUGAUGGAGGAUACCUUCACACUGGCUGCCCGGCCCAGUCCAUUCCCACUGUAG